ACUGGUGAUUAUGUUAAAACAAAGUGCCAAAUUCAUUGGGAGCAGAGUUAGACGCGCUGCUCCUCAGGAGACAAAGCUUUAACUCCUCUGAUGCAAAAAUGUACAGCUUGAGCUUUGGAAAAGUGAACCAGGCGGACACCCCAGGUCUGUUGGCACUGGUUGCCUUGGCGAUACUGCUGCCCGGGUCAGCUUUGGGGGCUAAGCCCGAGACUGGAAAUGGUUGCUGCCCAGGUUACAUGAAAAAGGAGAUGAAUGCAAAAUUCUUCAACCGGUUCCAAAGGAGUUAUCAAGACGUCACAGUCUGUGGCAGCCAGCAAGCAGCAGUCAUGUUUAAACUAAAAGACGGAACUUCCAUGUGUGUGGACCCACGGAGGGACUGGGUGAAGCUGCUGAUGAAACGGAUCGAUAAAGCCACAAGGAGCCAACGUAAACCAGCGGUCAAAAACCAGCCCCAGAGACAAACCGGCGCCAGCGGCACAAGGGCAACCAAACCACCAACAUCUGGCAGCCCCACUUCCAGACCAGCGACCAGCACAGGCCAGGAAGUGAGCAGCAACCCUGCAGACUCAACAGAGGGCCACAGUGAAACCUCAGCACAUCCUCAGCAGGGAGAAGGAUCCAGCGCUCUAACUUCCGAGAACCAAAUCGGCACUCGCCCAGCAAUGCCUGUGGGCGAUGCCAACACAUCGAGCUCAACGAGGGCGCUGGGAACUCUCCCAUUCACCCCAACGACAGCUGUAAUCCAGGAAACAACAUGGAGAACCACAACAUCAAUAGAACCACGGGGCAGCGGCCACACCUCCAGGAAGAGUCACCAGGGUGAAGGGGACGGCCUCCAAGCUUCUGAGGGGCAGACCGGCACUAACCCGCCGAUACCCUGGGGUGCCAGCACGGCGAGCUCGGCGUCGAGGCCUGGAGCCGCUGGACCCGCUCAAACGGCAGCCGUGCUGAGGGAGACUCCGCCAGGCACCGUAACAUCUACCGCACCACCGGGAGGCGGAGGGCCGGAGAAGGAGGUGCCAGAGACCCAGGCCUCGAGCCCUUCCCCGGGGGAAGCGCAGUCGGGGGGAGCCAGAGCGGAUGGCCCAGCCUCGUGGUCCGGCCGGGGCGGGGAGCUGGUCAAAACAGACCGGCGGGAAGGCACCGAGCCCACGAUGAAGCGGCUGCCAAAGAGCCACCUGGCAGUUUCCGUCCUCCUCCUGCUCACCUUUCUCUUGGUCUCCGUCAGCACCUACCUGUACUGCAAGAAGCGUGGGGGGCAAGGUCAGAGGUAUCACAGUGCUUCAGUCGAAUGCACCGAAGAUGUGUGCAAUGCUUUGUAACCAGCCUGCCUCACGCCAACUGGUCUGAAGGGACGUUGCUGAACACUUGCAGUUCUGAAGCCUAUCAUUUCCAAACUUUCAAAUCCUGCCAAGGCCUCACUCCAUUCCCUAUCUCUGUAACCCCCUCCGGCCCUUACCACCGUCCGAGAUCUCUGCACCCUCCCAUUCUCGCCGAUUGAGCAACCACCCACCCACCCCCCCACC
Messenger RNA from Carcharodon carcharias (great white shark), 1526 nucleotides. RefSeq names its product probable GPI-anchored adhesin-like protein PGA18. Lineage: Eukaryota; Metazoa; Chordata; Chondrichthyes; Lamniformes; Lamnidae. Bases 99 to 1322 code for a protein of 407 amino acids. The transcript is spliced from 8 exons. Gene Ontology annotation, molecular function: chemokine activity. Gene Ontology annotation, biological process: immune response. The record is from RefSeq and is a predicted model, not a curated record. Gene Ontology annotation, cellular component: extracellular region.